AUGAUGCAGCAUUUAGACAUGGCUCUACUGUCGGCAUUUGUGGAGAGGUGGCAGCCGGACACAAACACCUUCCACAUGCCGUUUGGAGAGAUUUCGAUCCUUCUACACGAUGUGCAUCACAUUCUUCGGAUACCGGUUGACGGAGAGCUGAUGGGAGAUGAGGCGUCGCAGGAUACUCUUAAGUCAGACAUGGGUGGUCUAGUUCGACUUUCGGUGGAUGCUCAGGUUGGUGGUAAGUGGAAGUCGAAGUGGUACGAUAAUGGUGCUAUGCAUGCAGAGGGAUUGUUGGUGCGUGGGGGAGAGCUGAAGAUUAAGGAGAUGGAGGUGCAGUGUUACCUAUUUGUGUUGCUGGGAUCCACGCUUUUUGUGGAUAAGAGUCGUGAUCGCCUUCGUCCUGCGAUCAACUUGUUUCUGAAGGAUCAUCGACGAUUGGCUGAUUACGCUUGGGGAGCUGGUGCACUAGCCUAUCUCUACAGACAGUUGGGAGUGGCCACACGAGCGGGUAGUAAGGGUCUUUGUGGUUGUUUGACCCUGCUUCAGGCUUGGAUAUAUGAGUACUUUCCUCUUUUCCGUCCGAGCCAGCUGCCACAGUCUCCGGAUGCACCUCGUGCUUCCUCGUGGAUUUCUCCCCGUUUGCCAGGUGGGGAUGAGGCUAGACAGAGGUUAGUACGUUAUCCCUCACCAAGUACCUUCAUUCGUAUUUUUUUUGUUCGAUGCCCUCACCAAAUAAAACCCAAAACCCUUUGCAAUCUCAAUGGCUGCUUCAUAUGCUUGCAACUCCGUAGUGUAUUUCACGCCAUCAAUGAAAUCCGAGGUGUAAUCAUGGCCAUCCGGAUUGUAACUUCCAAUAUCCUGCAAUGUUAUCAGUAUUAA
Messenger RNA from Linum tenue, 873 nucleotides. NCBI's taxonomy places the organism in Eukaryota, Viridiplantae, Streptophyta, Magnoliopsida, Malpighiales, Linaceae. The record is from the annotation of a GenBank genome assembly.